Messenger RNA from Enterobius vermicularis (human pinworm), 1140 nucleotides. Lineage: Eukaryota; Metazoa; Nematoda; Chromadorea; Rhabditida; Oxyuridae. The record is from the annotation of a GenBank genome assembly.
AUGGCGAUGAAUAUUCGGACUGUUGAGCAGCUUGCUUUGCUGCCUCCUGAUUCUUUUUAUGUCACUGUAAACGGCCGUUUUGUAGAUUGGAAACUUCUUCAUGAAGGAUCAGUAUUUUCCGUGCACUUUAGACUUCGCGGCGGCAAAGGAGUGAAACAGCAGUCUAAGGUAAGUUUCGCUGCAGGUUUUGGUUCGCUUUUGCGUUCUUUUCGUAUUCAUCGGUCAACAAAUCAGCUAAUGUGUCGGGACUUAAGCGGUCGACGAUUGGCUGAUGUUAAAGAGGAGGAGAGGUUGCGCAAGUGGAUAGAAAGAGCGGGUGAACGAGAAUCGGAGAAAAGAAGAAGAAGACGUGAGAAGUAUGAGAAGUUAAAAGCAGGACCUCCGAAGCACCAGUUCAGUGACCCUGACUACUUCAAAGCACGAGAGAAAAUUUUGGAUGAGACUGACGAUGCAUUUGAAGCUGGGUUGUCAGCAUUAUCGAAGAGAAAAAAUGACGGAAAAGACGCCAUUGAUUGUGCUAGCUCGUCUGAAAGUGAUGACAGCGAUAUAGAUCCGUCACUUCCUGGCCCAAGCAAAAGAGGAUUAAAAAGGAAGCAGGGCUGCAAGAUUCUUCAGAGCAAACGAUUAAAAUUGGAAAACGCUAGCGCGAAUAUUGUUCCUGUUAAGGUUUUAGGAGCGAAGAAGACGUCUAAAGCGGCGGAAAGUGGCGUGAAUAGCGUUAAGCAAGGCGCAGUGACCAAUAUAAAAAAUGUCAUUGUUACCGUGGAUGGACAGCGUGACAUUAAAAGCCAGUCUUCAAAAACAUAUAAUGAAGGUGAAACACGUGAUGAGAAGACUAGCGCGUUAAAUGAGGAAGCACGGACGUCUUCAAGUGAUGCGUUGGGUUUUCCCGAGAUAAAUCUUGAUGAAUUUCAAGAUACUCACUCACUUCAGAAAUUAGGGCUUGAUCAUCUGAAAGCUGCUCUUGAAGUUAGGGGCAUGAAGUGUGGCGGAUCUUUAGAAGAGCGUGCUUCACGGUUGUUCGCUGUCAAAGGUUUAAAGCCCGAACAGUAUCCUCAGUCAGUGAUGGCUGCAUCGAAGAAGAAAAGAUCAAAGAAGGCAGCGUUAUUCACUUUCGAGAUUGCUAUUUGGCUUUGGUAG